Messenger RNA from Thunnus maccoyii (southern bluefin tuna), 2127 nucleotides. Its product is annotated as group XIIB secretory phospholipase A2-like protein. Gene Ontology annotation, cellular component: extracellular region. The transcript is spliced from 4 exons. Gene Ontology annotation, molecular function: calcium ion binding; A2-type glycerophospholipase activity. The coding region runs from base 542 to 1285 and encodes 247 amino acids. The record is from RefSeq and is a predicted model, not a curated record. Gene Ontology annotation, biological process: arachidonate secretion; phospholipid metabolic process; triglyceride homeostasis. Lineage: Eukaryota; Metazoa; Chordata; Actinopteri; Scombriformes; Scombridae.
CACACACACACACAAUGAUUAGCUCUCCAUCAAACACCUGUGUGCAGUGCAGUGAUUUACACCCAUAACCUUCACUGUAUUAACCAAACACCUUUAUGUUAUAAUUCCCUGGAGUUGUGCUGUUGCACGAGGCAUCAUGAGGUAUUUUCAUUCAUUUGCUUGUAUUCAACAUUGAGAUACAAUUUGCACUUGAAUUAACUGACUACUGCGUAAAAUUACAUACAGGCCUACUCUAUUCUUUAAAUAGCAGCAAGGUCAUUUCUUUCCUUAGAUUGACCUCUCCUCCCACAAAGAUGAUCCUCUCAGAAACCAGGCUGCAGGGCACAGGGGAGAUGCUCCCCAAGUGCAUAACAAAUCUGGUUUGUUCCAUGAUACUAAUGUCUAGAGAGAUUUAGUCUAAAAUUAAUGGGAUUAAAUGUAAUUGAAUCCCCAUGGCUGAAAAGUUAACGUGGACACUCUGCUUCUCAUUAAUCAGCCAGUAUGAUCAAAGCUCAGACAUGUUAAAAUGAUGACAUAGAAGCUGGACUUUGUUCCUCCACAUAUGAGGCCAUUCCUGUGUCUGGCUCAAAGUUCAGGUCACGCAGACACUUUCAGUAUUGCCUCUGUGAGUGUUAGUGUUUCCUCUCAGUCUCUGAACAUACUGAACUACAGGAUGUCCCGUUGGGCCCUUCUUGCUCCCCUUCUGCUCCUACUGGGCCUGUUUAUCCACAGUGCUGUCAGUCAAGAGGACCCGGCUGCAGCAGCACAGACACCACCGGGCCAGGCCUCCGAUGGCACGCAGGCAGAGGAAGACGAUGAGUGGGGAAUGAACUCCAUCAGAGGAGGCUUUGAGUCAGUCAGCGGCUACUUUGAUUCCAUGCUGGAGUUCAUGGGUGGACGUGAUGGAGUGUGCCAAUACCGCUGUCGAUAUGGUAAAGCUCCCCUUCCACGCCCUGGCUAUGAGAUGCCUCAACCUAAUGGCUGUAGCUCCUACUUCUUUGGUCUUCCUGUUCCAGAGGGGAUGGACAUGGGCAUCCCUGCCAUGACCAAAUGCUGCAAUCAGCUGGAUAUGUGUUACGACACCUGCGGCUCCAACAAGUACCGCUGCGACUCCAAGUUCCGCUGGUGCCUCCACAGCAUCUGCUCUGACCUCAAGAAGAGCCUUGGCUUUGUGUCAAAAGUUGAAACAUGUGAAACUGUAGCAGACACCUUGUUCAACACAGUGUGGACUCUGGGCUGCAGACCCUACAUGAACAGCCAGAGGGCAGCGUGCCUCUGCCAAGGAGAGGAGAAAGACGAACUUUAGAUAAAAACACAAACCAUUCUCCUAUUUAUAUGACAGUAUGAGCUACAGCAGCAUAUCACAUUAUGGUGCUUUGGGUUAUGGUGUUGCAAAAGACUUUGUGACUGUGUGAGUAAUUUAUUUGGACGUUAUUGUUCUAGUUUUGUUUUCUUCCAUUUUGCAACAUUUGGAUGUUAUUGCACCAAUACUAUCUAUAGUAUCGGUAUCGGCAACCAAUAGUGUUGCUUACAGUCUAGUUGGCAGAUGACAUGGUAGAUUUUAUGACACUGAAGUGAUGAACAUCCUCUGCUGUAAGAAAAAAUGUCUGUAGUGUGAAGAUUCUUAACAGUCAAUAAAAAAAUACAGAACUCCACUUUACAUAGACAGCUUUUUGCGCAUUGUAAUACAAACUUAGUCUACUGUAUGAACACAUAAUUGUUUCAUUUCAUAGUACUAAUGAAAACCAACAGCCUCCAGAUCAGCACAUGGCAUUAGCCAAUACACCUAAAGGAGUAAAUGGUAUUCAUAUCCUUUUGAAAAAUAUUAUUUGGGCAUCUUUACUUUUACAUCUGUGUGGUAUGAAACCAAUUUUCUUUUUAUUACAUAACUCUAGAGGUACAGACUACUUUACUUUACUAUAUCUGUAUUACAAAUGUACUCUUUAGGUACUGUGCUUCCUUUCCUUCUCCUUCAAUGCUAAUGUGACCAUGCAAGCAGGUGUUUAAGAGCUAAUGUUGGUAAAGUCAACCUGAGCUGUGUCUCAAAUCCACACAUUAUAGGCAGGUUUAAAUAUGUAGUGAGUUCACACUGAAAAAGUGACAAAAUAAAAUCUACUAAAAAAGCCUUUGAUUUUUGUGUGUGCGACU